Rubroshorea leprosula is the source of this 1398-nucleotide messenger RNA. The record is from the annotation of a GenBank genome assembly. Lineage: Eukaryota; Viridiplantae; Streptophyta; Magnoliopsida; Malvales; Dipterocarpaceae.
GUAACGGAGAAAACAGGGGGAAAAAACAGAAAAAGUAAUGGCUAUGGAAACUGGGGUUGAUGAUUAUACACAGGAUGGCACUGUGGACCUGAAGGGAAACCCAGUUAGGAGAUCCAAGAGUGGAGGAUGGACCGCUUGCUCUUUUGUUGUUGUGUAUGAAGCUUUCGAACGUAUGACCUUUUACGGCAUAGCAAGCAACCUUGUGCUUUAUUUAACCAGGAAACUGCAUCAAGGCACUGUCGAGUCCGCUAACAAUGUGACCAACUGGGCUGGCGCCAUUUGGAUGACCCCAAUCUUGGGUGCAUACAUCGCGGAUGCCCAUUUAGGACGCUACUGGACCUUUGUCAUUUCUUCUAUAAUCUAUCUCAGUGGAAUGGUAUUGCUAACAUUAUCAGUGUCAAUUCCUGCGCUAAAACCACCACCAUGUACCCAAUCCAUUGUGGAGAAUUGCGGGAAGGCUUCAACUUUACAACUAGCAGUGUUCUUUGGCGCACUGUACAUUCUAGCAGUGGGUACUGGUGGGACGAAGCCGAACAUUUCCACCAUUGGUGCUGACCAGUUUGAUGAUUUCCAUCCUAAGGAGAAGGCUCAGAAGCUAUCUUUCUUCAACUGGUGGAUGUUUAGCAUUUUUAUUGGGACACUGUUUGGCAACACGGUUGUUGUGUACGUACAAGAUAAUGUCGGCUGGACCUUGGGCUAUGGACUUCCUACUCUUGGGCUUUUAAUAUCUCUUAUGAUUUUCUUGGCGGGCACACCAUUCUAUAGGCACAAGGUGCCCUCUGGGAGUUCUUUCACAAGGAUGGCUAGGGUCAUUGUGGCUGCCCUGAGGAAAUGGAGGGUGCAUAUUCCUAGUGACCCCAAAGAACUGUUUGAACUUGACUUGGAAGAGUAUGAUGCUAAGAAAGGGAAAUUCAGGAUUGAUUCAACACCAACCUUAAGGUUCCUCAACAAAGCUUCUGUGAAAACUGGUUCUACUGAUCCAUGGAUGUUAUGCUCAGUGACCCGAGUAGAGGAAACAAAGCAAAUGUUAAGGAUGAUUCCUAUUUUAGUAGCUACAUUUAUUCCAACCACCAUGGUUGCUCAAGCCAAUACGCUCUUUGUAAAACAAGGGACAACUCUUGAUAGAUCUAUUGGUAGUUUCAAUAUACCUCCAGCUAGUUUGGGAGCAUUUGUGACAUUGUCUAUGCUUAUUGGUGUUGUUUUGUAUGCUCGUUUCUUUGUCAAGAUUAUGCAGAGGUGGACAAAGAACCCUAGAGGUACAGAUUGAAAGUGGCCAGGGAACAUGGUUUGGUUGAAAAUGGAGGUCAAGUUCCAUUGAGUAUUUUCAUUUUACUUCCUCAAUUUUUACUUAUGGGAGUGGCAGAUGCAUUUUUUGCAGUGGUAUUGAUUGAGUUCUUC